AUGAGUUCUGUUGUACUGUACUGGAUGAAGAACCUGGAAGAAUUUCAACGUUCACCAGACACUUUUCUGACAUCCAGAGAGAUCACAGCGCACCACUUUGUUUUGGACAUCCUUCAGGUUCUUUAUCAUGAAAAUCUUCCUGAAAAUGUGAAGCUUCAGAUGUUGUUUCUUCUUCAAGAAAAGGUUUCAAGUCUUUUCCUUGAUUUGAUAAGUGUCGAAUGUGCAGUACAAUCACUGAAGGAAAUGUUUCUUCCUGCACAUAAAGCUAUGCUUGAGCUUUACACAGCCCAGACAUCAAGUAGCUUUUCCCCAAGUAGCAAUGCUUUAAGGGUUAAGAGUUUUGUCUUCUUUUUAUAUCAAUCCAUUUUCAGGGCAGACUCAAAUCCAAGUUCAAGGAGGGAUAUGACUCCUUAUUCCCUGGUUGCUCAGUCAUCUCAGAUUUAUCUCAGUCAGAUUUUGGUUACAGGAACCGUCAUUCUUAUCUCAAAGGAAACUCUGGAAAACAAUCAAGAGGUUUUUGUUGAUUUUGUUGAAGUCCUGACUGAUGUCAUAGAUGUGGUAAACAACCCUUUCAAUCUACUUGUGAGGAGAACUGCUUGUGACUGCCUUUGGGAACUAGAAAUGUCAUAUCCAGGUCUUCUCCAUGCAAAAUUGGAUCAUUUUUAUGCCAAAAGUGCUGCGGAGAAUAGUCCUAUAUUUCAGAGUUACAUGGUCUUGUUUGUAACAGUCUUGCGCCAUGCUAUGGAACUCUUACUACAAGAGUCUGCGAAUAGACUAGAUGACAACUGUGUAAACAGUUUACUUACAAGCCGUACAGAACCUCUGAAGCCACUUUACUUACCCAAAGAUGCUUCAAAGCAGUUUUUACCAGUAACAAUUCAGGCUGGAGCAUUGAGCUCCAGGUCUUUGACUUUACCAGAGAAUGUUGACACCAAGGAAUUGAAAAGAGCAGUUUCCUUCUUGAUGGACAACAUUGGUUUUCUUAACACCACUGGAAUUUUCCAUGUUAUGUUCCAACUCAUGCAAUGCGUGAAACUAGCAGAACUUGCCCCAAAUAUGUUCAAAUCACAGUUUAUUACUUGGGUUUCCACAACUGAUCUUUCUGUUUUUCAUGUUCUGCUUCUCUUAAAGCUUAAAUUUUCAGAUGAUUUAUUCUUGGAAGGCGACGAACUUCUUCUUCUUCACAGAAUGUUGUUGGUGUCGAGUCAGCCCACUCUGGCACAAGGUCAGCGGUUGUUGUGUUUUGAGUGGCUUAUGCACUUUCCCACUGAAGAGGACACCCUAAUUUUACAACCAAUCGUUCCUCACUGCUUGGAUUAUUCACAGUUUCGUUUCUUUUACCCGUCUGUGUUCGAUUCUGUAG
Molecule: messenger RNA, 1363 nt
Organism: Pocillopora damicornis (cauliflower coral)
Lineage: Eukaryota; Metazoa; Cnidaria; Anthozoa; Scleractinia; Pocilloporidae
Product: AP-5 complex subunit beta-1
Biological process (GO): endosomal transport
Cellular component (GO): AP-type membrane coat adaptor complex; lysosomal membrane
Source: RefSeq, a predicted model, not a curated record